CUUACUUAAAUAACCUACACAAUGCUUUAUCCAGAACUCUCAUCCUUAGACGACUUCGAAUUUAUCAAAAAUCUUGGAUCAGGAUACUCAUCAACGUAAAUUUCUGUAUUCUAUUAUCUUAGUGUUGAUCUCUACAGACACAUUUAAAGCGAUAGAAUAGUAGCAAUGAAGAAGUUAUCAACCAAGAACUUAACAUAAUCUGAAUGCAGGAAAACCUACGAUACUGAAAUAACCAUCCUAACUAAACUGAGAGGUUGUUCCAAUGUAGUCCAAUUAAUCGGCUUUGGAUUCUACACCACUACCGAAAUCAGUACCAGAAGAACUAGAACUUUGAACAAUUAUUUCCUAAUUUUAGAAUACAUUGACGCUUAGCCAUUGGACAAAAGUAGUGAAAGAAUUACUAAAUAAUUCUACUACAAACUUUUAUUAAGUAUAUUGUUGAAUUUAUAUGUAGCUCUGUAAAGAAUUCAUGAAUUGGGAGUAGUUCACAGAGAUUUAAAUCUAAAUAAUGUUCUAGUUUAAAACAACGAACCUAUACUCAUCGACUUUGCCUUUGGAGCAGUGACGAAUGGCAAAUAGAAAUUCACUGAGUUUUAUGGAACUAAACCAUAUGUGGCACCAGAGAUUGUUGAUGGUUAGUCAUAUCUCCCAUACCCUACUGAAGUUUACAGUUUAGGUGUUAUUUUAUUGGAAUUGAUAAACAACGAGGACUCCAAAGAAAUUGCAGCCUAAAUGAUGCAAUAAAACCCAUAUAAAAGACCGAAUUUGGAGGAUGUCAUUGCUCAUCCCUGGUUUUAAUCUUGAU
This is a messenger RNA of Paramecium octaurelia, 805 nucleotides long. Lineage: Eukaryota; Ciliophora; Oligohymenophorea; Peniculida; Parameciidae. The record is from the annotation of a GenBank genome assembly.